AUAAUAAUCCACCACCCCGGCGUAUUUUAUCCUACGCUGGGCCUCACUCCUCACUCUCUUCCUCUUCCUCGCCCGCUCAUACUCUUCCUCCUCCUCCUCCUACUUUCCUUCUCCCUUACACUCACUGACGCUCCUGAUUCUCCUCUUCCCGCGUCUUCCUCUCCCUCCCUCCCACUCAGACGAACAGGGUAGUGUGCUAAAGUGACCGGCACCAUGGGUGUCUCAGGGAAAUGGUUUAAAGCAUUGGUUGGUUUAAAGAAGUCUGAAAAGUCACAGUCUUUGGACAAGGAUGAAAAUAGGACGAGUGCCAGCAAGUUUCGGCAUAGGAGGAAGCAUUCGGUUGAGUUUGAUGGUGAUAAAUUUGAAGAGGAGUUUGAUAAUCAUGACAAUGUAGCUACAGUUGGUGAUACCAACGUUGUUUCCGUUCCAGAUGCGUCGGAAUCUCCUUCUGCUUCACUUCAAGUUCAGGAUGUUGCUCAUAAUCAACAAGUUCUGAGAGAAGAAUGGGCUGCCACUCGCAUCCAGACAGCUUUUCGAGGGUUUUUGGCAAGAAGAGCUCUUCGAGCUUUGAAAGGAUUAGUGAGACUGCAAGCCCUUGUUCGGGGCCAUGCUGUGAGGAAACAAGCUGCAAUAACUCUUCGCUGUAUGCAAGCUUUGGUGAGAGUUCAGGCUCGUGUCCGUGCAAGACGUGUUCGCUUAGCAUUGGAGAGUCAAACAGCUCAACAUAAACUUCAGCAACAACUAGCUAAUGAGGCUCGCGUUCGAGAAAUAGAGGAAGGAUGGUGUGAUAGUGUGGGAUCUGUUGAACAAAUUCAAGCCAAGUUGCUGAAGCGGCAGGAGGCUGCAGCUAAGCGUGAGAGAGCCAUGGCAUAUGCUUUGGCCCAUCAGUGGCAGGCUGGGUCGAGACUGCAGGCUGCUCCCUCUGGGUUUGAACCUGAUAAAAGCAGUUGGGGCUGGAACUGGUUGGAGAGAUGGAUGGCUGUUCGCCCAUGGGAAAACCGCUUUCUUGACAUAAAUCUCAGAGAUGGAGUGAUGAUUUAUGAAGAUGAAACAGCUGCUGAGGUCAAGAAUGGCAGCAAAUCCCAGCUAAAAACUACUACCAAGAAAGGAGUUGCCUCAAACCUUCAAUCAACCAUUUCAAGUCAGAAAACAGGUCCAUCUCAUUCUGAUGGUGGCAGUUCCUCCCCUAGUAAGUCAGCAGGCAUCUUUGAUGUGCCCGACACUCUUUUUACUAAACCAAAGCCAAAGCUAGUUCUUGAAGACCUGGUUGAAGAAGCCAACUCAAGACGUGCUAUUGUUACAAGAUCUCACAGCAACCCAAAGGAGAGAACUACCCAACUAGAUAAACAGGCAAGGAAGAGAUUGUCUCUGCCUAACAGUGCAGGGGGGGGUACUGGCGCUCAGGUAGCCAGGCAUAGCAGAAACGCUACUAGAGGGGCACCUAGCUCUCAGAAGCCCAUCAAGGAUAGAUCCAAGUUAAACGGGAAAGGAGAUCCAAACACCGCAAAGUCUGUUGCACAGGCUGUUUGAUCUGUAAAGUUGAGAAACCAUGGAAGAUUUGACUCAUUGAGGCUAUUCUCCUAUCCUGCUGCGGUGUCACUUUGUAGAUAUACUUCCACGUUGCGAAAAGAUGCAGGCAAAUUGCAUGCAUUGCCUGUUAUAAAAACCUGGGUUGGUUUUGACACGGCGAAGUCGAGGAGGUUGGCUUGGCUUGUCAGAGUAAUAAGAUAAUCAGGUUUGGUUGAUGAAUGUUGUAAUCAUGUUUAUUUAUUGUUUUUAAUUAUGUCAUUGUGCAGUAUUUAUUUUUGAAAUAUAUGAUUUUCAGAGCAGUUGCGCCACUGUAGGAUUCUUUCCCGGUUCCCCUGUUUGAAGAGCGUGUAAGCAUUAGUUAUGCAAGAAGAAAGUAAAAAAAGGAAAUAAUGUUAUUUUGUAGAAUAUUCCAUAAAUUGGACUAUAGUUUUCUUA
Molecule: messenger RNA, 1965 nt
Organism: Populus trichocarpa (black cottonwood)
Lineage: Eukaryota; Viridiplantae; Streptophyta; Magnoliopsida; Malpighiales; Salicaceae
Product: protein IQ-DOMAIN 5
Exons: 7
Coding region: 214-1530 (438 amino acids)
Molecular function (GO): protein binding
Source: RefSeq, a predicted model, not a curated record